GUUCUGUGCUCUCACACUGAAACACAGGAAAACCUUCAUUCAUAACAUUUGUUCGUUGACUCACUUGUCUAAAUAGUUAUGUGAUGUGGACAAUGACACUGAAAGAAUUUAGACCUCUAAAUGGCUCACACAUCUGAAGCCCUCUGCUGCUCCCAGUCAUGAGCUAAGCCCAUGCCAACCUGGGCAUCCCUUGCAGGAUGACUGCUGUCUGCCCCUCCGAGAGCAGCCCAGAAGGGGCUGAAGCUGGGGCCGGGACGGCAGGCUCCAGGGGGUCGGGGGCAGCGGGCACCGCUGGGAGCAUCGCUGUUUCUGGGGCAGAGACCGCGGAGUCUAAUGUAGAUUCUGUCGGAGGUUCCGUCGUAGGCACAGCUGUGGUCAGUGGUGGCCAGCGGUAUAUCCGCUGGAGCCAACAGGACAGCUCAGACAUCAACACAGACGACGAGGGAGCCACCAUCCGCCGCCUCACCCCGCUGGAAAGGCUGAACCUGGAUAUGUGCCAGGAUGAAAGGGUGGUCCGUGAGCUAACGGUGGGCCGAAGGAUCGGCUUCUACAAAAUUCGAGGAGAGAUCGGCUGUGGGAACUUCUCCCAUGUCAAGCUCGGAAUUCAUGCCCUCACCAAAGACAAAGUGGCCAUAAAGAUCCUCGACAAAACCAAGCUGGAUCAGAAGACCCAGAGGCUGCUGUCCAGAGAGAUCUCCAGCAUGGAGAAACUGCACCAUCCCAACAUCAUACGCCUCUAUGAGGUGGUGGAGACGCUGUCGCGGUUGCAUUUGGUGAUGGAGUACGCAGGAGGAGGAGAGCUCUACACCAAGAUUACUACAGAGGGGAAACUCUCUGAUACCGAAAGCAAGAUUGUCUUCGCUCAGAUCCUCUCUGCUGUUAAACACAUGCAUGAAAACAACAUCAUCCACCGCGACCUGAAGGCAGAAAACGUCUUCUACACCAGCAGCUCUUGCGUCAAGGUGGGGGACUUUGGCUUUAGCACGCUGAGCCGCCGCAGUGAGACCCUCAACACAUUCUGCGGCUCUCCGCCUUACGCCGCGCCUGAGCUCUUUCGGGAUGAGCAUUAUGUCGGCAUCUUUGUAGACAUCUGGGCCCUGGGGGUGAUGCUGUUCUUUAUGGUGACGGGCACCAUGCCGUUCAGGGCGGACACUGUGGCCAAACUGAAGCGAUGCAUCCUGGAGGGGGCCUACGUCCUGCCCUCGUGGGUGCCGGAGGCAUGCCAGAGGCUGAUCAGGGGAAUCCUCCAGCCGAUACCAUCGGACCGCUGCACGGUGGAGCAGAUGAUGGGCUGCGAGUGGCUGCUGCCUGUGGACUUCCCGCGUGCCAUGGAGCCCUUUAAACUAGACCCAUCCUACCUAGCGGAGAGCGAACCAUCUGAACUCGGGGAGGAAGAGAUGGAGGUAAAGGCAGCACUGGAGACACUAGGAAUCACCUCAGAACACAUCCUUAACAACCAGGGGAAAGACUGCAGGAGCUCCAUCACAGGGGUCUAUAGGAUCCUGCUGCACCGCGCUCACAAGAGACGGGCUGUCGAGAGUCUGCCUGCGGUCACAAAGGUAGCCGGACCAACGACAUCGAGUAAAAAGGAACGACUAAAAGUGUACCGCAGUUUAAGGCACACAUCUAAACUCUGUGUGAUUCUGUGA
Chelmon rostratus (copperband butterflyfish) is the source of this 1649-nucleotide messenger RNA. It is a transcript of the gene nim1ka, whose product is annotated as NIM1 serine/threonine protein kinase a. Gene Ontology annotation, molecular function: protein serine/threonine kinase activity; ATP binding; tau-protein kinase activity. The record is from RefSeq and is a predicted model, not a curated record. The coding region runs from base 198 to 1649 and encodes 483 amino acids. The transcript has 6 exons. Gene Ontology annotation, cellular component: cytoplasm. Gene Ontology annotation, biological process: microtubule cytoskeleton organization; intracellular signal transduction; protein phosphorylation. NCBI's taxonomy places the organism in Eukaryota, Metazoa, Chordata, Actinopteri, Chaetodontiformes, Chaetodontidae.